Messenger RNA from Portunus trituberculatus (swimming crab), 3565 nucleotides. RefSeq lists its product as uncharacterized. The coding region runs from base 176 to 3331 and encodes 1051 amino acids. Gene Ontology annotation, molecular function: chromatin insulator sequence binding. The transcript is spliced from 2 exons. The record is from RefSeq and is a predicted model, not a curated record. NCBI's taxonomy places the organism in Eukaryota, Metazoa, Arthropoda, Malacostraca, Decapoda, Portunidae. Gene Ontology annotation, biological process: regulation of transcription by RNA polymerase II. Gene Ontology annotation, cellular component: chromosome.
GUACCGAUAUUUGUGGCAGGACGAACUGCAUCACUCUGAGCCAAAGCCGAAACAUCCAACCAGACCAAAACACUGAAUCUUGACAGUGUGGCAGGUGACUGAAUUAGUACAAACUGCACUCUAUGCUUCUUAAUACCAGGAAUACUAGGUGACAGGUGACGGCUGGAGCACGGUGAUGAAGGUGCGGCAGGACGGUGGUGAUGUGCCAGGGGUGCCAGGGCAGGCCAGGAUGCAACAGGAGACCAUCACCCUGGUGCCCCAUGCGCCCUGCCACAGUGACCCAGAGGAGGAGCUGGUCACCAUCACCACGCAGGCCACCCAGGGGCCGCGCCAGGCUCGUGACAGGGUGGUGGUGCAGGCUGUGCCGGGCAUCCUGGUGACGGACAUCAGUGCUGGUGCCCGUACUGCCGCCUCACAGAGUCUGGAUGGUGCCACGUUGCCAGGGGUGUCUGCCUCAGACGUCCCCCGUUACACCACCACUCCUUGUGUGCCUCGUGACACUCCAGCCAAGCCUUCCACUGGCCUAUCGUGGCGUAGAGGCGUGGUGGCCAGACGGGGGGCCCGCUCCAGGGACCAUACUGUGAAACACGCCAACGCCAACAACAAUGACAGGGUAACGGCAUCCCCAAGCAGCCCAGUGGGGCAGGGUGCUGGUGUGCGGGGGGACUUAGUACCUGAGAAGGGCGCUGCAGUCACACCAAACAAUCUCACCUGUGACUCCAGAAGCACACUCACCACCUCCCCACAGCUUGCACUCCCUGCCACCCCUGCCCACAACCUCCCUGCCAGACCGUGUGGUGUGCGGAGUCCCUGUCCUGAUGAAGGCCCCAUCACACCCCCAACCACCUGUUCCUUCUGCAGGCGUGUGUCAAACAUCCUCACUAUUCUCAACCUGAAGGCACCUCUGCCCCACAGCCUGCUGGAGCCUGCCUCCCUCCUGCAGUGCCUGGGGCUGACCCUUCCAACAGAUGCCAUACUCACUGAUGGUGCCGGCCUAGCCACGCUGUGCCAAGAGUGCCACGCCCUGCUGUGUGAGGGGGACCAGGCCUACCACCACCUGAUGGAGGUGGUGGUUGGCAUGAAGCAGCGCUGGGCCGGCCUGGAGGCCAGGGUGCCACCAGUGCCAGCAACACAUCAGAAAGGGAACAAGAAGCAACAAGCACUUGUUGAGUCUAGCCUGGAGGCCAGGGUGCCACCAGUGCCAGCCACACACCAAGGCAGCAACAGUGACCAGCAUGCACCAGUAGGGGCUUUGCCUGUCCCACCCCAGAGUACCAGGAGGCUGCGGCGCAUCUUACCCAAACCAACAAGUGCCAUAUCCUGUGGGUUGUGUGGGGCACACCUGGCCAGGCUGGAGGAGUGGCACCUGCACACCACCACACACCAUAGGCUCAGCCCCAGGUGGAGGAGUCCCAGGCUGCAGGCUGCCCUCAAGGUGUGUCUGGCCAGGGAGGCGCAGCAGGGCAGUGGGCUACAGGGUGCACGGUGUUGCCCAGCCUGCACUCACUCCUUCCCACAGCAGGAGGAGUUUGUAGACCACCUGCGGGGCCAUCACGGUAUGACUGUGGACAAGGACUUCCUGGCAUGUAUUGGUGGUGGUGCUGCGGGGGCGGAGCGGUUCAUGGCGGGGCAGUGGAGGGGUGGUAGUGGAGGUGCGUGGAAGGGGAAGGAGGAAGAGGCGGAGGAGGUUGUAAAAGAAGAGAUAGAGGAAAGAGAGGAAAUAAUGAAAGGUGAGGAGUUAAUAGAAAAGAAUAAAAGAACAGUGAAAGAUGGAGAACAAGAGAAGGAGAUGGAGGAGCAAGAGGAGGAGGAGGAGGAGGAGGAGGAGGAGGAGGAGGAGGAGGAGGAGGAAGCGAUAGAAGAAGAGGAAGUAGAGGAAGAGGAAGAAUUAGAGAGCAAAGUAAACAGCCUCCUGGAGAAACAGCAAACAAAGCCUUGCAUGGAAGAGUGUGGCAUGGAGUCUGAGGGCCAUGGGGCACACACUAUGCAGGGGCAGGGUGGUGCGGGGUUGGGGCGUGGGGUCAGGUGGAAGUGUCGGGUGUGUGCGGCGGUGUUCCUCUCGCAGCGGGAUCAUGAUGCACACAAGACUGCCACGCACCCCGGCUCAGUGAGGGCCAGGCGCGGCAUCAUACGGCCAGCUGCACCACACCAGCCUUCCAGGAGGGGCAGACCAGUGGAUGGAGACCACCAGGAGCAGGAGCAGCCUGCUGUGGCCUGCCAGGAGGGUGCCAUUGUCAUCCUGGAAGGCGAUGGGCAAGGGGGUGUGACCCACCACCGCCUGCAGCCCAGUACCACCACAGAGGACCUGAAGGGGCCAGCCCAACAGAACACCCUGCCCGUGACGGCAGGUGCUGUCAGCUUGCCCUGUCCAGUCUGCACGGAGGUAUUUGGUGACCGGCUGUCGCUGGUGCGGCACCGACGCUCAGCACACCCCCAGGCAGGGCCGGGGAAUGGAGUGGUAUUGGUGGAGUGUCCACUGUGUGGCCGCCGCCUGGCUGGGUCCCCCGCCCUGCAGCACCACAUGGCCAGAGUUCACCGCCACCCCUCGCACCCCCCUCUGCGCUAUCGGUGUCGCCUGUGCCUGUGCCAGUGCCACACACGGCCUCAGCUAGAGCGACACAUGCGGGAGCGCCACGGGGCACCACCGCCGCCACCCCCGGUGCAGUGUGGGCGGUGCGGCAAGACGUACAGCGCGCGCUACAUUGACAGCCAUCUGGCCAACAUGCACGGGGAUGUGACACGCUUCCCCUGUGCCUUCUGCCCCAUGAAGUUUGGAACACGCACCGGCCUGCGGGCACACGUGUCUCUGGAACACGCCAACACCACCUGGGCAUGCCAGGAGUGCCCGCUGCAAUUUGCCAAAUACCACCAGCUGCGGCAGCACCGGCUGUACGUGCACAGCCACGCCGAGCACCGCUGCUCGCUGUGUCCCCGCUCCUUCAAGCGCCGCUGUGACCUGACAGAGCACACCAAGCGCCGCCACCAGGAGCGGCAGCCACAAGAGUGUUCCUUCUGUCCCAAAGUGUACAGCGACAGGAAGCGCCUGCGUAUCCACCUCAUGAGGAAGCACAGCGUGGCCUGGGAGGACACUCUGGCUCGAGGCUAUGCCCGCCGCCAGAGGGAGAACAACUGUCUGCGCCGCCGCCACCACCACCAGCACCAGCAGCCCCGCAGCCCACAGGAGGAAGAGCAGCAGGCCGCAAGGGAGGACAGGGAAGGGUGCCAGGGGGGCAUGCUAGGGAGGCAACCGGAGUACAGUGUGGUGCAGCUCACCGAGGCACCACACCCCCUGGCAGACACCAUCAGCUACAUCAUCCUGGAGGAGACCUAGGUCACUCCCCCCCCACCUUACUUGGCCUCACUAGGGGCAGGGUGUGCAGCAACAGGUGAGCAGACACCCUGACACACCACACAUGCUGCAUACCACACAUCUCCCCCGCCCUCCAGGAAGUGAUGGUGUUGGUCUGGUGUUGUAGUGACUGCUACAGGUGUCUCAUGGCCACCACUCUAUUCAAUAAUGGUUGUGUUAGAUUGUAAUUUUAUUACAGUUUGUUUUAAAUCUGUU